AUGUCUCAGGUCGCAGCCCCAAGUAAUGAUAGAAAUACCAAAUUUACGGUUAACAAUCACAGCCGGAAGACGGUCAUUGCUAUCAUUUAUGUGGCCUUAGUUAUCGAUUAUAUGCUCACAACGGUGGUUGGUACGUUGAGGGUACUGUAAUGGUGUAGGUUUAUACGCAGUAACUUCUAAAGCACUGUAAUUGUCAUCACGAUUCAAACAUUGAGAUUCUUGUCUAUAAUUUUCUCUGAUAUCAAAUGUCAUGUGUUAUAUAACUCCUAUAAUUUUAGUGCCAAUUGUCCCUGAUUAUCUGACCAAACUGUGGAUUGAAGAGCAUGGUGCCGACAACAAUUCUGUCGCUUACUCUGAGACGAGCAUUCCAGUUGGUGCUCUCUUUGGAUCCAAAUCCAUUGUCCAGAUCGUCUUCAAUUUAAUCGCGGGUCCUCUGACUAACAGGUAGAUCAUCAUGUUACAUAAAUAACUUGGAAAUGCAGUAAUCGUCAAGUCAAAUUUGAGACUGAUUUGACUUUUUUAGGAUCGGAUAUUCAAGUGUAAUGUCCUCAGGAUUUGUUUUGUUGAUUAUUUCUACCGUAACAUUUGCAUUCAGCAAACAAUAUUGGACAAUGUUUGUGGCCAGAUCGGUCCAAGGAAUUGGGUCGGCUUUUACUACUACGGCUGGUAAGAUUUCUUCUGUUAUAUCGACAGCUCAAACCAAGAACCUCCAAUGAUAUUGCAGGUCUUGGUCUGAUCGCCAAAAUGUACACGGAUGAAUCUGAGAGGGGUCGCGCAAUAGCAACGGCCUUAGGCGGAUUGGCAUUGGGUUCCUUAGUUGGUCCGCUAUAUGGAGGGGUACUGUAUCACUAUGGGGGGCUUUUGUUGCCCUUUGGAAUUCUGGCAUUGCUCACAAUUGUUGACGGAGGUAGGUCACAAAUGACAGAUUCCUUCCACUUCUCAUCAUGCUUAAAUUUUUUGUACCAAACCUUCUUUAAAAUGCUGUAUUUUUAGGUGUUCAAGCAAUAAUGCUCCGUCCCAAAAUCGAACGAGAAGACGUUAAGGGUACUAAUGUGAAGACCCUUCUUCUGGAUCCCUACGUAAUUAUUUCAAGUGUUGCUAUUUUCGUCAGCAACAUGACCAUUUCCAUUAUGGAGCCGACCCUUCCUUUGUGGAUGAUUGAAAGAUGGGAUUCUUCUUCAGUUGUCCAAGGCCUGGUCUUCUUCCCUCAGACUCUCGGCUAUUUAAUUAACACUCAAUUUUUGGGAGCCUUGACCUACAAAUAUGGGAGAUGGAAGUGCACAAUCUUAGGGCUGAUUAUCUGUGGAAUUGCGGGUAUCUCUGUUCCGUUUUGCCCCAAUGUUUAUUAUCUGAUUGUCCCCAUUGGAUUGACCGGAGUUGGAGUGGGGAUGGUCGACUCUACCAUGUUCCCGAUGCUUGGGGCUGUGGUUGACAAGCGACAUUCUUCGGCCUAUGGGUCGGUCUAUGCGAUUGGAGAUUCAGCAGUUUGUGUGGCCUUUGGAGUGGGGCCAUUCAUUGCGGGACCGUUUGUCAAAUUCUUUGGAUUUCAGUAGUAAGUUCUUAUGGGCCUUGCCAAUAUAAACAACAUAAUUUUAGCACAAUGUUCUUCAUGAGCGGCCUGAACCUGCUCUUCGCUCCAUUUCUAAUCUUCCUCAAACGUCUGGACGCAAUAAAACGGACAGAAACUUCCUCUUCCUCUUCCAGCCAGGAUACCUCAGAUUCGGACUCCGUUGAGUCAUCUUCUUGCAAGAAUACUUCUCUAAACGGCCUUACCUUCAACUCUGAAAGGUUCGGGAAACUCGGCAAUGACAAAUCCACUUGUUUUACGGUCUCUUGACAAGUAUUUUUACAAUAAACCAGGUUUUUAAUAGAGAACAUUUGCACUCGCGGCAUUGAAAGUGUGAAAUUGGGCGAGGAGGGGGUGAGCAAGUUCCUGGGGCUAUAAUCAUCCGGAAACCGAAUAAAUAAGCAGCUGCCAGAACAUUGAAAUAUAACGAAAGAUUUGCAAUAUUCCAGAGUAGAAAAUAAGGAUUAUGUUGGCUUCUCUUUGACAUUGCACUCCAUUCUCGAUGUCUUCUAAAUAAAAGGGGAAGAACUUGAAGUGCAAAUCAUAUCCUACGAUUAAACUUGGCACAGAUAGAGAUUAGCAUUUUAUAAAACAGACACGAGACUUUUAGCUAGUACUUUCAAAACGUCGUCGGUAUUCCCGCGCCGAAAUUGUUACGCUAUUGGAACUCCCCUUCGGAAUUUUUACUUCUAUUUAUUAUUUCCAUCAAAAAACAAUACCCUCCAAUUUUCAUCAAACACGCCGUUUUCCCGAUUGUUUAUGAAUUCUGAACACCUCUGUUCGUCCUCAUCAGCCCUUUGUCAGCCAUGCUCACAACUUUUUUCGGUGGUCUCGGAAUCGUAAAAAGAUGGUAGUAUAUAGUAGUUAGGUGUUUCCUCCCGUCCCUUUUUAGUACUCUCGAUUUCUUUCUCUUCUUCGGUUGCUACGAGCCUCUGAAUUUUCUAUUUUCUCCCCCUUCUUCCGAAACCCAUAUCCUCGGCCUGCAUUUAUCGAGGAUGAAUGAUUUGGGUGCGUCGUAUCGGCAGAGUUCCCCGAUCACCGGCUACAUGGGCCACAAGCCGGGCGACAAGUUUCUGGUGGGCCAACGGUACUUUCGCGGCCACGAUGGGACAGGCGCCUUCACCGCGCGGUCCGCCAAAUCUCCAAGGUAAGACGCCGACAUUGUUUCAGAGAAUAAAGGGGCUGAAUGGAAAGGGAGCGGCUUCUUGGCAAUGUUGGAGUUCCAAGAGCGGUUAUAAAAGGUGUUAUAGAUUGCCUAUGGGCUUCCGCAUACCCACCCAAUCUAACAAUUGAGUUUUUUAUCUGAAUGAGUAAUGCUUUUCCAUUUUAGCCGAACAUUACUUGAGCAUGCCGAGCCGACAGAAGCCUUAACCGGAGCAGCAUCAAUAAAUUACCAAUACGAUUCGGAAGGGAAUCCUGUGGUCACGGAGGGAGUAAGUUGCUCAGAGGCUCACCUUUCACAUAUUUUUAUUCUUUUUUGAGGCCAGUUUGAAAAGUCUAAACUGCUACAAUAAACUGAAAUCGGAAAGGACUCUCUCUACAACGAAGGGUCCAAUAGCAAAUUUGACAGACUUUAGCCGUAUUACCUCCUCUGUCGUUUUUUUUGGCGAACGACUGAUCCGUUAUACAUCUCAACGCAAUAUUUUAGAGGCAAACCCGGCAAACUCGAGGAAGUCGUGGCAGUCAGAGGAAUGGCCAGACCUCGCACAGUCAGCUCUCACAACAAGCCCAAUCCCAAUACCCGCAGGCAAUGAAUACUUUAAACACAACAAUGAAUGGCCCCGUCUUUCAAAUCCCCGUCCAAUUCGUUCCCGCAUUGGAUGCCUCAUCAGCCAGCCUUCAGAUACCUGUACAUCCGAGUAUGCUAAAUGGUAAGAAAAAUACUAUUACGUAAUGCAAAUUUGAUUUAUUCUCACUAUCUUUCCACAUAACCGAAGAGGGUUUUUGCCAAAUUUCGACUUUUUAAAGUUGCGAAAUAAGCCGCGAGGAAGAGAUUUCUUGGUUGCGAAGCAUUUCAAGUACUCUACAAACUAUAAAAGCUUCUUUCAAGCCUUUUGAGUCACCUCUACAAUGUUCUUGCUACUUGUUGAAUAAGCCCAAAUCAACAGAAAAAACUUAUCCAAAGGUCGUAAACCUGUUGCUUGCAGUAAACCAGAACCAGCCCCCUUCCCGAAGCCGCUCAGUCCACGAUCUUGCCAAUAACACAGACAGGCUAAGUAUUCAUGAUGAAGAUGGGAAUGGGAGGACUGGGAGAAGGACUUCCCGAACAAGGAGAUCAGCAGGAUCGAGGGCGUCGAGGACAUCUCGGAGUAAAAGAGCCAGAUCGGAACCAAAAACUCCGCGCGGUAAGAGGGAUGACUUUAGAAAAUGGCAUGUUAGUCUUGGAUAAAACAAUUAAAAGUUGGGAAUCUGUUUUAAUAAUAUAUUUAUAUAUUAUAUAUAACGAACCGCAAUGUUUCUUUUUAAUUAUACAAAUUUAUCGAAAAAAUAUUUUUCUCCGGCCGCGUCUCCCCAAUUUCCGUACUCUCUUGCCUGAAAUCGCACAAUACUUUGACUCUCCUUUGUAAUGGAUGAACCAAAUUCUCAGCAGUUGAUAUCUGUCCUAGCAAGCGUUAACAAGCCAAAUUUCAAACAAAUCCGAGGAUAUCCCAUCAUGAAUUUAACAAAUUUUGCAAUGUUUAGAUACCCGAAGAGGGGCGGCCAAUUUGAAUAUCCCCCCAGAUUAUGACGCAUUAAAUGGAGCGGGCAGUGGAUGGUGGAGUGAAGGACAGGCUUUGAGGAAUAUUCGGAGGCAUCGGGAAAGAAAUAACAUACCCAAUACGGGAGAACCAGUAUGUUUUAUUAUCAACUGUCAUGAUUAAUAUAAUAAUACAUCUCAUACAUUGCAUAUUUUAGCCGCGAGAAGCUGCGGAUGCUGUCGAAUCCGAAGUCAACCAAGGAUAUUACGGAAACGGAACACCCGCACCUGGAUAUACCGGCCAUAUGAUGGGUAAAUGAUAUUCUCCAUGAGAAAUUCAAUAAUUUUUUGGAUUAAAUUUGAAUAUUUCAGACCUCCAUCGGCUUGGCAUUGGCAAAAACUUCUCGGAUACGGCCAAAGAAUCUCGGAAACUUCAGCAAAGUCUUCGCGAUUCCUUUAAUUCCACCUUCGAUCAGCCCAAAACUCAGCGUUCCCAACGCAAUCAGAGAUCUCAACGGUCCAAUCGGACACCCAAGACUUCAAAAUCUCAAAACUAA
Molecule: messenger RNA, 4801 nt
Organism: Bursaphelenchus xylophilus (pine wood nematode)
Lineage: Eukaryota; Metazoa; Nematoda; Chromadorea; Rhabditida; Aphelenchoididae
Source: the annotation of a GenBank genome assembly